AUGAGUGAAUUGCAGCGGCUGGUUUGGGCAGGAACGCUCAACUUGAAGAUAAAAUUGGAUCCAGAGCUGGUUUUGACAGAGUUAAAGGUGAAAGAUCAGGAAGAAGAUAGAACAACAAAUUCGACAUAUGUCAAUGUUCAAGUACCGAGGGACUCAUACCUGAUACUGUUUCUCCCGCACAUCAUUCAGAAGUUGGGAAAACAGCUGCGAAUGAACGUCAGGGAUUAUUAUCAAGGAUGGUGGUUUGAAAUGGAAAACGUCUGUAUUCCAUGGAACUUCCCCAUCGGUGCACUUUACGACUCAUUCACGGGUCUGAAUCCAAAAACCCGAGCUUGUGAGUCUCGGGAAAACAGCAUCAACGUGUGGAAUCUGGUGCUUCGAUAUGGGAAACAGCUUCCGCGUGGAUUCAUACCUAUACGCAACGGAAGUGAGCAGAUCCGAGAAUUGUGGAUGCACCAGUGGAAACAGGCAUGUUUUGUAAUGAACGGGAACUCGAAACUGGUGAUGUCGUUUUCCAAACGCGAUACGCUGUCUUUUUGGGAAAGUGUACUGUGCAGGAGCCAGACUAGCUUCGCCAGCUUCAGUGAUAUAAGACAAAGAAUCCUGCCUGUCGAUGGUAAGGUGAAAUCUGUACCCGUCAAAAUUCACCUUGCACUUCCAGACAUCCGGCUGGUGGAGCCGGUGUGCAGUGCGUACGACAACGAAAGGGAAGUCGAGUUGAGCGAAGUCCUUGCUCGCGAGUUUCCGGAGUGGUUUGCAUCAGACGGUAAAUCGCAUAACCUUGCAGUUCCCGUGAUACAAGGUAUACUUGUGCCUUUGGAGGUUCCACUCUGGAAAUUGUAUCAACAGCUUGCCAGUUUCGAUGGAUUCCUACACAUUUCGCUCUGUCUUGUUGCAGACAGUGACGCACCUUAG
Molecule: messenger RNA, 915 nt
Organism: Lachancea sp. 'fantastica'
Lineage: Eukaryota; Fungi; Ascomycota; Saccharomycetes; Saccharomycetales; Saccharomycetaceae
Source: the annotation of a GenBank genome assembly